Molecule: messenger RNA, 1140 nt
Organism: Capronia epimyces CBS 606.96
Lineage: Eukaryota; Fungi; Ascomycota; Eurotiomycetes; Chaetothyriales; Herpotrichiellaceae
Exons: 1
Coding region: 1-1140 (379 amino acids)
Biological process (GO): positive regulation of transcription by RNA polymerase II
Cellular component (GO): nucleus
Molecular function (GO): DNA-binding transcription factor activity; transcription cis-regulatory region binding
Source: RefSeq, a predicted model, not a curated record
AUGGUACACCGUCUAACAGACCACUAUGCCUCUGCCAUUGCCCCUCUGAUGGUCUGGCUGGACUCUGCAAAGAACGGAUACCGACGGCUUGUCAUUCCGUUGGCGGAAAAGCAUCCAUUACUGCGCCUUGCCAUCCUGGCCAUUUCGGCAGCUCACAUGCCGCAUGACCCGGACCCGGACCUCGAUCCCACCUUCUCACAGUCUGCGGGCCAGGCUGCCAUCCGCAUGAUCACCGAAAGAGUGCGGCACAUGACGCACACAGAGUCCAUCUGGGAGGACAGGGAGGCUGAAGCAAUGCUCGCGGCCAUGCUCACCCUCUCCAACCAUUCACUCCUAGGGUCGGAGCUGUCUCUCGCUCAAUCACACCGACAAGCGGCACGGAUCUUGAUCAAUACUGUGACGCUCAAGAGGGCUCCUGAUGACGAGCUGACAGUCUUUCUCGAGAAUCAACUGGCCAGCUACGACAUCCUGGCGUGCACCACAUUGUUCAACUUGGAGCAUGUCCAGCAUGCCACUGUUCCACGACCGGACCGAGGAGAUGUUCUGUUUGGAGACUUCCUGAACACCCUGCAUCGGAUCACGAUCGGGUCAUUGCAAGAACUGGCCGGUGGACCGCACUCAGCCACUCCCCGCUCCCGCCCUUCACUCUCAGAUCUCGAGCAAGAUUUCGAGCUCGCCCGCGGCUCGACGUUGCUGACGGCCGGGCCAAUGAUCGGAGCAUCCAGCAGAUCGGUCAGGCAGGACUUUGUCCGACUGGUCCAGACAUAUCAUUAUGCCGGUGUGCUUUACGCCUGCAAGCGCCUGAACCUAUCCGAUGGCGACAGCGAUGAAGUUGAAAAACACCACGCUGCCCGACUUUUCCAAGUGCUCAACCAAUUCGAAGAUAUCAACGCUUCAUUGCACAACUUGGCAUGGCCCAUUUUCAUUGCCGGGAUUUGCAGCUGCGGCGACAAACAGCAAGAGCAAAAGCGCAUGGCUACCGUCAGUGACCUGUGUCGAAUGUUAUCCACAAGUACUGGCUUCGAGCACUAUAACAACCUCUUUACCUUUCUUCAAGAGCUCUGGCAUAGCCCGGGUCAGGACUGGAGUGUGCUUGCGAGACAAUGGGAACGAAGAGGCCUGCCGGUAAUUGCAGUCUGA